CCUGAAGUUUGUCCUGAAGAGAGCAGUGAUGGUGACUGGACAACAAAGACCAGAAGAAGCAAAAUUCAGGCAACAUAUUAGUCGUGAAAGAAAUGAAGUGUACACAAAGGACACAAAAAUGCUGGCUGCAAUUCCAACCUCAGCCAGAGAGGGCAGUAAUGCCGCCUUGACGGCAGAAGGCUUCAAGACUGUGACCGAAGCUCACUUGUCGUGAUUUCAAGUCUGGAGGAAACGCAUCUCAUCAAGCACCUCCAUCAACAUCAUCAUCAAGCCAACGCCGUCCUCAUCUUUCCCUCCUCAACUUGAUGAACGUGAACCGAGAGCUAAAUUUACCCCGGAGUGUGAUCCAAUAUUGCCGGUCAACAUUUCCCAGCCUCCUCGGGUUUCAUCUUUUCUCCCGUAACAGCAGUGCACUCCUGACCUGACCUGAGGACAGCUGCCCCGUGCACCAGACAGCCACCAUAGAGCCACUCGGAAGACGUUGACCCAUCAACGUGUGUCUGCCGGGUCCAGAUGUUGUCAGAGACGUGACACAGCUUCUUACUCACGCCACCAUGUGAAGGCCGUUAAGACACGACACACACUUCAUCGCAGGAAGAGGAAACGAGCAGCAAAUAGGAAGCAGGAUUGUAUGUGUGUGUGUGUGCAGUGCAUGCCAUGUGCACGUGUAAGACAUGGAGACACGCACACGGCAACAAGUCAAACAGGAUCCAUAUAUUUGCAAAGGCAGGAGCACCAUGCAAGCAUGACAUGCAACUUUUGCCAAAGGGCCUUUAAAGGACACGCGGGGUCGGCAUGGCAACAACCACAAUAACGACAACGACGCACUGACCAGGGUUUGUUUGUAUCUCAGAGCCUUCCUCUCUGAUGCAUGUGUGGCCAUUGACACGCCGUCACUGAGUCAAAAAUAAAUCCCAGCACAGACCGCCUUAAUGUGACUGCACACACACACACACACACACACACACACACUCUGGAUAUUACAUCUGGAUCCUUCCAUCUUGUUCCAGUGAUGUCAUUCAUAGUUGAUCAUGACCCGCCCACUUAUUAUAUUACCCUGCAGCUUCCACAAGGCCAUGCCCCCCAUCCAUAGGUGUGCAUGCUAGUCUGUGAUAGGCUCCAGCCUACCCAAUGAAGAUGAGUGGAUGUUUCUGCUGACUCACUAGACUUCAUUCAAUAAAUCUCAGCAUGCCGCGGAACCGGCCUGAAGUGAUACUGCCGCCUCGGGCGUGGCAGCUCAGCAGAGGAGGUCACAUGACCAUGCAGCUCAACAAUCCACAAGCAGUGAGUGUGUGAAGUGACGGCCUAAUGGUCUUCAGGUGACAAGGGGGGGGGGGGCGUGGCCAAGCCGAGUGACAACACACUCGCUUUGGAUGCACCCGGACCAGGCAACAUGAGUACACAAUGUGACACCGGCCAGGUUUGACACCUGAGUGGACGCACAGCAUGGCCAACAACACAACAAGCAGCGACCCGUGUGCGGCUGGCGACAACCUGUGCAGUAAGAACUCCUCCUCACCUCACCUUCAUCUCCAUUUUCCUUGCUUCCUCGCUCCCUUCCAUCCUAGUUGUCCGGACUCACCAGCAGGCGGUUAUUAUCGUACCGACGUUGCUGCUCUUCUUUACGCUAGUCGUCGCCAUGGCCAUGGUCUUGGCGUCCUACCUGUCACGCAGGUGGACCAGAACCACCAUCCCGACCCGCUACAGCAGCUCGCUGCACAGGCGAGAACGCCACCUGGAUGGCAUUGAUGCGCCCCCUGGUCUUGACCCACUGGAGCAUGAGGAGCUUCCCAUGGCUGUCCAAAAAGCAAAGCAGCCCAACCGCAAACCACAGCAGACCACAGGGGGGCGUAUUGGCUCCUUCAGGCAGGUCACUGUGCUGCCUCAGACGUUGUCCAUCAACACCUACAAGACGGUGGGUCUCUACAGGGCCCGCAUGGACAACAGGGACGUGGUGCUGAGGAUGCUCAAAGCAGACACGGCUAACGGCGCUGAGAAGCGACACUUCUUGGGUUUCGCCUCCUUUGUGUCAGGACUCGGGCACCACCCGUUCCUCCCAGCUCUGCUGGGGGUCGUCACAGCCUCACCGCCCCCGGUGAUGGUGAUGGAGGAGCUGCGGCACCGAGACCUACUGGGCUUCCUGUGGAGAUGCAGACGGGUCAACUAUUCACUCAUGACAGAUGAGUCUGCAUGUGACAUGACGGAGAAGACAGUCUUCACCAUGGCAACACAAGUGGCGUCUGCUCUGGACUACCUGCACGGUCGCCGCUGUGUUCACGGCAACGUGGCAGCUCGAAGCGUCCUGGUGGGCGGCGACCUGACAGCCAAGCUGUGGGGUUUGGGCUCCGCCUACCGCCGGGAAGCCCAAGCCGAUGUCGGCGGGGGCACGGUGGUGCUGGAGCUGAAGAAGUGGCAGGCGCCCGAAGUGUUAUCCCGCAGGACGUUCAGUCCCAGCAGCGACGUGUGGUCCUUUGGGAUGCUGCUCUAUGAAAUGAUCACCUUAGGUGAUCCACCGUUUGCCGAGCUGCUGGCCACAGAGCUCCUGCAGCACCUCCAGAGAGGAAGACACCUCAAACGUCCGUCGGGCUGCUCCAGCUCACUCUUCGCCAUCAUCACGUCGUGCAGCCAGUGGAGCCCCCAGCGACGUGUCUCCGUGGCGACGCUCAUCGAGAAGCUCCAGACGGGCGAGAGGUCAGCCAACGGGAGGACUGUGAUCCGAGUGUCAGAGCCCCUGGAUACUGGGAAGUACCUACGGGAGGCGGGAUAUGACGAGGCCUACAACUACGCUGUGCUGUGAUUGGCUGACUUUUGUACUUUGUACAUAGAAUGGACAGACGAGGAAGCCUCACCAGCCUCCUUUAAGAGACUGUAUAGAAAUUAAUAUAUUUCUUUAUAGAAGCAAACGUCUUCAGUAUAUGGAGGUCAACGGGAGGCUCAGCAGCUUCAUGAAUGAAAGCGUCACAUGUUUUGUUUUCACAGAAAAGAAAAGUUCUAUUUUUAGCCUGGCAUGCCCCAUAUCUCCCUCCCUCACCCCCCGUCCACAUUCCUCACAUUCCCUAAGCCCCCUUGGAAAGCAUACUUGCAGGCUGACACAUCCGGUCCGUGGGUGGCCGAGGAAGUGAUGAAACCACUGUGGAAAGAAGCCCCGCCCCCUCUUUGUGGCCUCAGACGUUUCCUCAGCGGCAGAGACGUUCGCUAUCAGCAUGUAGCACCUCUUCAGUGGGCGGGGCUUAGUGACCGCAUACUUCGUAAGAAGCAGGAUACCAGACUACUUCUUGAGAAACGCCAAAGUGUCAUUUUUGGCGCUUUGAGUCACGGGAUGCGUGGCAGUGACGCAUUCCUAAUGACAACAGCAGACCUCCACCAAGGCAACUCAUUAUUAGCUCAGCACGGAACGUUAGCUACUUCAUAUUUCGCCGUUGCAGUCCGCUUGCAUUGGGGCCCAGCUGCGGGAAAGCGUGCUGCCACCUACAGGGCCGGAGCUGAUGAAUGGCUUUCUGUUCAUCAGGACUAGAAAUGGAAAGUGUGUCAGGGUCAAGUCCAGCAGAAAGCUGCUGAGCUGGCAUCAGACGUGACAUCCAGAUAUUCCACGAGAGCGUCCAGAGACGAAGGAGGAAGUGACAUUUCCUUUUUUUUGUCUUUGUGUCCUUCCGUGCGCAGGCUGGCGGGUCAAGAACUUUCCACUUUUUUCAUUAGUUGCAUCAUAUGGAAGCAGGCGGCCAUGAC
This is a messenger RNA of Doryrhamphus excisus (bluestripe pipefish), 3726 nucleotides long. The record is from RefSeq and is a predicted model, not a curated record. Lineage: Eukaryota; Metazoa; Chordata; Actinopteri; Syngnathiformes; Syngnathidae.